CCUGGAACUGGGAGUGAUGUCAGCUCCCAGCUCGGUGCCUUCCCGGAUUCCUGACAUGGUGCAGGGGAGAGAGAGUGGGGAAAGGCUGGAGCGCGGCGGCGGAGGAAUUGUGUAGGGCGUGCCUGCGCUGGGGACGAAGUGCUGGAGCUUUGAACUCCGAAGGAAGGUGAAGCAGAACUCAGAACUUUUUGGAACUAGUGCCAGCGGCUCUCCACCCUCCAGGCCCACUUAAAGCAGCUCUCCAGGAAACCUUUGUUGAGAAUUUCGGUCAGCUCCCAGUCCAGGAACCGAAGCCCAGCAAUCAGGAUAAAGGAACUUGGAUGGAUCAAUUUGCUAAGUACAUGCAAGAUUUAAAGAACUGAAGACAAUCAACAUUAAACCUGUUUUUUUUUUAAGUAUCUAAGUUGGGAUUUCCAAUUGAAAAAAUAAGAAAAUGAUGAGUGAUGCAAGUGACAUGUUGGCUGCAGCGUUGGAACAGAUGGAUGGUAUUAUAGCAGGUUCUAAGGCCCUGGAGUAUUCUAAUGGGAUUUUUGAUUGCCAGUCUCCCACUUCCCCAUUCAUGGGAAGCUUUCGAGCUCUGCACCUUGUGGAAGAUCUGCGUGGAUUGUUAGAGAUGAUGGAAACAGAGGAGAAAGAAGGCUUGAGAUGCCAGAUCCCAGAUUCAACAGCAGAAACACUGAUUGAAUGGCUGCAGAGUCAAAUGACAAAUGGACACCUGCCUGGAAAUGGAGAUGUGUAUCAAGAAAGGCUUGCACGUUUAGAAAAUGAUAAAGAAUCCCUUGUUCUUCAGGUAAGUGUGUUAACAGACCAGGUAGAGGCUCAGGGAGAAAAGAUUCGAGAUUUGGAGUUUUGUCUUGAAGAACACAGAGAGAAAUUGAAUGCUACAGAAGAAAUGCUGCAGCAGGAGCUUCUAAGUAGGACAUCCUUAGAAACUCAAAAAUUGGACCUGAUGGCCGAAAUAUCUAACUUGAAGUUGAAACUGACUGCUGUAGAGAAGGAUAGGGUGGAUUAUGAAGAUAGGUUCAGAGACACAGAGGGGCUAAUGCAAGAGAUCAAUGAUUUGAGGUUGAGAGUCAGUGAAAUGGACAGUGAAAGACUUCAAUAUGAGAAAAAGCUAAAAUCAACCAAAGAUGAACUGACAUCUUUAAAAGAAAAACUGGAGGAGAAGGAAUCUGAAGUAAAAAGGCUACAAGAUAAAUUGGUUUGCAAGAUGAAAGGAGAAGGCAUCGAGAUUCUUGAUAGAGAUGAAAAUUUUAAAAAGAAGCUCAAAGAAAAAAAUAUUGAAGUACAAAAAAUGAAAAAAGCUGUGGAGUCUUUGAUGGCAGCAAAUGAAGAGAAGGAUCGGAAAAUAGAAGAUCUUCGGCAGUGCCUGAACAGAUACAAGAAAAUGCAAGACACGGUCAUACUGGCUCAAGAUAAAAAAGGUAAAGAUGGUGAAUAUGAAGAUCUGCCCAAUGCUAGUUCCAUCUCUACUAUUUUGGAUGUCCAGGGCUUUAGUGAUCUAGAGAAAAGUCCAUCAUCUACUCCAGUAAUGGGAUCUCCCAGUCAUGACACAUUUAACACAAGUGUUCCAGAAGAGUUCCACACCAGCAUAUUACAAGUUUCAAUCCCUUCAUUAUUGCCUGCAUCUAAAGGCUUGGAAAUUGCCGAAAAAGCAAUAUUGCCUCCUAAACUGGAGACUUCAUUUGAAGAGAAUGAUGGAAAAAUAAUCUUUGGUGCAGCUGUUGAAACCCAGCCGUGUGAUAGUCUUUUAACUUCAAGUCUGCAAAAGUCCAGCAGCCUGGGCAGUCUGAAGAGAGAAACAGCAGAUGGGGAAAAGGAGUCUAUUCAGAAGCUUCCAGAGAAUAAAGCUCCAGCAGAAAGCAGCACACUUGGGAGCCUCCCUCCCAAAGCCCCAGGACAUGAUGGCUCUGUGGAUGACAACCCCUUUGGCCCUCGAAAAGCCAGAUCUUCCUUUGGCCGGGGCUUUUUUAAAAUAAAAAGUAACAAGAGGACAGCAAGUGCACCAAACUUGGAUCGUAAACGAAGUGCCAGUGCACCUACCUUAGCUGAAACAGAAAAGGAGGUAGCAGAGCACCUAGAUCUCGCUGGUGUGUCUUCUCGGCCAAAAAAUUCUCAGGGGAGCAGUCCCUUCCAGAUAUCUCCACCAUCUCCAGAUUCCAAAAAGAAAUCCAGAGGCAUCAUGAAACUCUUUGGAAAACUUAGGAGAAGUCAGUCAACCACAUUCAAUCCUGAUGACAUGUCUGAGCCUGAAUUCAAAAGAGGAGGGACAAGGGCAACUGCAGGACCCCGGUUGGGUUGGUCUCGAGAUUUGGGACAAUCUAACAGUGACUUGGAUAUGCCAUUUGCCAAAUGGAGCAAGGAGCAGGUUUGCAAUUGGCUUAUGGAGCAGGGCCUGGGGUCCUACCUGAAUUCUGGCAAGCACUGGAUUUCAUCUGGCCAAACACUUUUACAGGCUUCUCAGCAAGAUCUAGAGAAGGAACUUGGAAUCAAGCAUUCACUUCAUCGAAAGAAACUUCAGCUGGCACUACAAGCCCUGGGUUCCGAAGAAGAAACUAAUCAUGGAAAACUGGAUUUCAAUUGGGUCACUAGAUGGUUGGAUGAUAUUGGCCUCCCCCAGUAUAAGACGCAGUUUGAUGAAGGACGGGUGGAUGGGCGCAUGCUCCAUUACAUGACUGUUGAUGACUUACUCUCUUUGAAGGUUGUGAGUGUGCUACACCAUCUUAGUAUCAAAAGGGCCAUCCAGGUCCUGAGGAUAAAUAACUUUGAGCCAAACUGUCUGAGGAGGCGGCCAUCUGACGAGAAUAGCAUCACCCCGUCCGAGGUUCAGCAGUGGACCAAUCAUCGAGUGAUGGAGUGGCUGCGCUCUGUGGACUUGGCCGAAUAUGCCCCCAAUCUCAGAGGCAGUGGUGUCCAUGGCGGGCUUAUGGUUCUAGAACCUCGUUUUAAUGUAGAAACAAUGGCUCAAUUAUUGAACAUCCCAUCAAAUAAGACCUUGUUGCGAAGACAUUUGGCCACUCAUUUUAACCUUCUGGUUGGCGCUGAGGCCCAACACCAGAAGCGUGAUGCCAUGGAGUUACCAGAUUAUGUACUUCUAACAGCCACUGCCAAAGUGAAGCCAAAGAAACUUACCUUCAGCAAUUUUGGGAAUCUGAGAAAGAAAAAGCAGGAAGAUGGGGAAGAAUAUGUUUGUCCAAUGGAAUUGGGACAGGCUUCAGGAAGUACAUCUAAGAAAGGAUAUAAAGCUGGUUUGGAUGUGCGCCUGUACGACGAUGAUGAUUUGGACCGGUUAGAACAGAUGGAAGAUUCAGAAGGGACAGUGAGACAGAUAGGUGCAUUCUCUGAAGGCAUCAACAAUCUAACACACAUGUUAAAGGAAGACGACAUGUUUAAAGAUUUUGCUGCCCGUUCCCCCAGUGCCAGCAUUACAGAUGAAGACUCCAACGUUUGACCAGAGCUCCUGUGUGAGCUCCAGGAGCCCUCGGUCUUUUUUUCUGCAUUUUUUCCUCUUAAUAUUCAAAGUAUAAACAGUGAGCAACAGAUUGUCUAUCAUUUAUCGUUCCAACUUCUGCUCUGUUAGCAGUGGAAAUGGAAAGCAGGGGAAACAUGUCUAUUCUAAAGUUGCCAUGGAAAAUGAGACACUGGUGAAUGAGAGUAUAAUUGUUUUUCCUCUAUUUAAUGUAAAAAUCUGUGAUAUAUUUAAAGUAUUGCAUUUAAGAUGAGUAUUUUACCAUGGCGUUUCCAUUCGCAUUGGCAGCAUGGAGGAUAUUCGGCACAGUAAACGGUACGUGAAUGAUGUUGUCACGUCAGUGUUCACUGCCGCCACCUGGGCAGGAUGUUAUAUCUGUCAAAAUCAACACAUGGCAUUUCUUUAAACAUUCAUUGUGCUUAAAUGCCAGCCACACCCCCUCAUGCCUCUUAUUGUUAUUUUUAUAUAUUUUUCUAAAUAGAUGUAUAUAUACAGUACAUAGAAGAUAGAACUUUUAUUUUGUCACCUAAAGAAGAUGGUGAAAAGAUCACAUUUUUUAAAAAUAUGGUGAUCACGUUUUUCAUGUACCAGCUGGUUCCUGGAAAGGUCAGGAUGAUUCUUCUUUCUCCACAACUGAAUUUUAACAAUGUUGAUCAUUCAGGCUACAUUAGCAUAUAAUCAAUACCCCUUCUUUGAUGACACAUAACCAAAUUGUGAACAGUUUUUCAAGUGUAUCAACCUUUGUCUUGGAUCCUUUAACCUCAUGAGGAAGAACUUGAGGGAUAUUUAAAUAUUGUCAACAAGAGGGGACUCAGAAGCCCCAAAAGUAUUUGCAAAAAUAAUUUCUGAUGGAAGCCAAAACAAAACAAAGAUCUUUACAGUAUUAAGCUUCUUAUUUUCCUCUUUGUUAAAUACGUAAUUACAUCAAAAUAUUAACAUUCUGCCUAAGCAUGUUUUUAAUUAUAAAUUUCUCAGACUGUCAAUGAAUGGGGCUUAUAAAGCUGAAUAUUUGUUUCAACAUUUUGUCCCAAACAAAUCAGUAACUCUGAGACAGCAAAACUAGUUUUAUACAGUAAUGGCUAUUUUGUGAUGAUAAAAUGUUGUUCAUGUUCUUCUGUAGCACAGGGCCCAAGUAUGCUUUAUAAAGAAAAUAGAAAGCUGCAGCAAAAACUGUUACUGUAUUUAUUAUUUUUUAGUGGUAUUAGAAAAAUAUUCUAAUUUUUAUUCCAGUAUUACAUCAUUACUCAUGAGCAUCAACUCUGGAAAAGACAGGUUUUCACAAUUUGGGGUGGGAUAGAUAGUUCAAUAAAUACCACUGGACUUGGUUGUUAUAGACUGUGAUUGAAUGCCAGUGCUAUGAUCUUUUAAGUUGUCACCAAGUUACCAAGCAAUUCAUCAAAGAACUUACAACACUAGAUUACUAUUUAUUCAUAACUAACAUGAUUUGAUGCUAAUAAUAAUUUUCUUUUUACCCUACAGUUAAUUAUUCAUAAAUAAAUCAGAAACUUACUGUGUUGGUGUUUUAUUUUAAUGUGAAUAUAUGUCAUCAUUUAAAAAACUCAAUUUAUUAUUAGAACCUGAUUAAAAUAUCAGGGGACUGUUAUAGAUGCCAAAUAUUCUUUAUUCAGGUCAGUGUAACAUACUGAUGAUUUGUGAGAAGGAUAGAAAUUUUUUGAUUAUAUAUUUUAUUUACAAAAUAUUAUGCACUGCUGGUAUUACCAUACAAAAGGAAAUAAAGUCCAUUGAAAAUUGCCUCA
This is a messenger RNA of Choloepus didactylus (southern two-toed sloth), 5226 nucleotides long. It is a transcript of the gene PPFIBP1, whose product is annotated as PPFIA binding protein 1. Lineage: Eukaryota; Metazoa; Chordata; Mammalia; Pilosa; Megalonychidae. The transcript has 31 exons. Gene Ontology annotation, cellular component: presynaptic active zone. Gene Ontology annotation, molecular function: protein binding. Gene Ontology annotation, biological process: neuromuscular junction development. The record is from RefSeq and is a predicted model, not a curated record. The coding region runs from base 434 to 3451 and encodes 1005 amino acids.